This is a messenger RNA of Fimicolochytrium jonesii, 825 nucleotides long. RefSeq lists its product as uncharacterized. The record is from RefSeq and is a predicted model, not a curated record. Lineage: Eukaryota; Fungi; Chytridiomycota; Chytridiomycetes; Spizellomycetales; Powellomycetaceae. The coding region runs from base 135 to 584 and encodes 149 amino acids. The transcript has 2 exons.
CUUCCGCAACUUUCCUCUCCGCCGUUCAGCGCCAUCGUCGAACCGCCGCCCGUCCUGUAGUCGUCCCCAGACUAGCCCCUCGCUCCCAUCCUUGCUACCGCACACCCCCGUCGUGCCUAAGCUUUUUUCAAAACAUGAAUUCACGCGGCUCCAUUUCGUUUCGUAACGGGAACACUUAUUCCUACGAGUUCCCAGAAUUCAAGAUCCGCAUUGAAAAACUGAGUCCUCACGUGGCACGUCUCUGGUUUGCAAACUUCCAAGGUCAACAGAUUCCAGUUCCGCCCAACACAUUUCUGCUCGAUGAGAAUAACGUGGCGCACAACGACUUUGGCGGUUCCUUCUUCAUCACCUGGAUUGGUUCUCAUACCAUUACCCGUAACGGCGUUGUUAUUUUCAAGACCAAUAAUAAAAAGCAAGUGUCGGUACACGCAUCAGCAGAGCACUGGGAGGUGCGUGACGUUAUGGGUGGGCUGAGAAGACGGGACGGACAACCUGUGAUUUUUGCACCAUUGCCCAACAUCAUACAGCAAGCUGUCCAGUUUCCUCAACUUGAUGAUGACGAUGAAGAAGACGAGGAGGAAUAGGGGACUGGUGGCUGGGAGAAGUAGUUAGCAUGAGUGUUUGUUUUAUUACAAACUCAGUUCAGGGGUGUGCGCUGCCAAUCUGCCCUACAUAAGGAGCUGACCAGCGACAUUCCCAUAUCAUUACCUGUGUAUUCUGUUCGGAACGCCAGAAACAGCUGGCAGCAAAGACGGUGCCAUCCCGCAGUGAUUCCACCCUCCGAAACCCCUCCUCCGGUAGGUUUGACAGAUUCAAAAUACAUAG